Molecule: messenger RNA, 1158 nt
Organism: Saprolegnia diclina VS20
Lineage: Eukaryota; Oomycota; Saprolegniomycetes; Saprolegniales; Saprolegniaceae
Exons: 5
Coding region: 1-1158 (385 amino acids)
Biological process (GO): protein dephosphorylation
Molecular function (GO): cation binding; protein serine/threonine phosphatase activity
Source: RefSeq, a predicted model, not a curated record
AUGGCCCGAGGAUGGCUCAAGCGGGCGCGGGCGACGCUACCCAAGCUGCUGGUGCGCGACGACCAGCACCAUCGCCCAUGGCAGCAACUCGCGACCUGGAUCCUGCUCGUCCCACUUGUCGCGUCGACCGCCGUGAGCCUCGAACCAUCGCAGAACGCCAUCGAUGUACAGGCAGCGCGGGACCGAAUCGCGGCGCGGGCCCACGCCAACCGGAUGCGGGCCGAGACCGCGCGUAAAUCCCAGCACGUCGCCGCGCCUCGCCGCACCGUCGUCGCAACCGAACCGACGCUCGACCCAGCGCUACUGCAGACACUGGACGUUGAGGUUGGCGCGAGCAGCAGCAUCGGCAUCCGCCGGGCCAUGGAAGACCGGUCGUGCGCCGUGACCUUCUCCACGCCCGGCGACGACCCUGUCGCGUUCGUCGCUGUUUACGACGGACACGCCGGGACGCACUGCGCGUCCUUCUUGGAGACGGCGCUCGUGCGCCACGUGCAACAGAGUCUGUCGGUCACGACACUCGGCUUUGGCGCGUUGCCGCAUGCGAUGCUCGGCCCGCUCCUCACGCAGGCCUGCGCCUUGGCCGACGACAGCUUUCUGCGGUCCCACGUCGCCGACGACAGCGGCAGCUGCGCGGCCUUUGCCCUCAUUGGCCGAGAGACCUUUGCUGUGGGUAACAUUGGCGACUCGCAACUCGUGCUGGGGCACCACGGUGACGCGAUCGACUUGUGUGCGGUGCACGCGCCCAACGACCCGACCGAGAAGCGACGCAUUGAGGCGGCAAAUGGCCGUGUCCUCAACAACGGACGGUAUAUUUUCGGCUACCUCGGCGUCUCGCGCGCCUUUGGCGACCGCAUGCUCAAGGAAGACUUGGCCCGGCCCAUUGUGAUUAGCCAACCAGAUGUGGUGGUCCGCGCGCGGUCGCCACACGACGAAUUUCUCUUGCUCGCGUGCGACGGGCUCUUUGAAGUGAUGACGCCGGCGUCGGCCGCGAGCUUUGUACGCGCGCAUCUGCAAACCACUCCGACGAGCCCGGCCCAGGUGUGCGACGCGCUCGUUGCGCACGCGAUUGCGUUGGGGUCCACGGACAAUGUCAGCGUCGUGCUCGUCGUCUUUGCGCCGGAAGAACGUACACAACAUGGAGAGGGUAGAGUAGGUUAA